UAUUUAGCAGAAAUUCACCUCUCGAACCUUCUCCUCUCUCCUUAUUCUCUGGAAUCUCUCCUGUUCGUGGCUCCUAGGAUGGGUGGGUCGGUGAAGGAUGUGCAAUCAAAGGCAGAGCUCGAUAACCUGCGCCAGAGCGGCGCACCUACAAUCCUUCACUUUUGGGCCCCUUGGUGUGAUGCCUCAAAACAAAUGGACCAAGUCUUCUCCCACCUCUCCACAGAUUUCCCUCAUACCCAUUUCCUUAGGGUUGAGGCAGAGGAGCAACCUGAGAUAUCAGAGGCGUAUGCCGUCUCUGCCGUGCCAUAUUUUGUCUUCUUGAAGGAUGGUAAAAUUGUUGAUACACUGGAGGGUGCUGAUCCAUCCAGUUUGGCCAACAAAGUUGCUAAAGUUGCUAAUCAAAUUGAUGCUGGCGCAUCUGCUGCCCCUGCCAGCCUAGGAAUGGCUGCAGGUCCCACUGUCCUUGAAACAGUCAAAGAGUUUGCAAAAGAAAAUCAUGCUUCUAAAGCUGAAAAUCAGGUGAAACCUGGACUCAGUGAGGCACUAAAAGAACGUUUGCUGGAACUGAUUAACUCUCAUCCUAUAAUGCUCUUCAUGAAAGGAAGCCCUGAAGAGCCGAGGUGUGGUUUUAGCAAAAAGGUUGUUUCCAUUUUGAAAGAUGAAAAAGUUAAAUUUGGAAGUUUCGACAUCCUAUCAGAUAAUGAAGUUCGUGAGGGUUUGAAGAAGUUCUCAAACUGGCCAACAUUUCCUCAGCUUUAUUGUAAAGGUGAGCUUCUUGGUGGAUGUGAUAUAGCAAUUGCGAUGCAUGAAAAUGGCGAACUGAAAGAAGUUUUUAGAGAUCAUGGAAUUAAUACUGUUGAUGAAAAUGAAACUAAAGUGGUUGAACAGGGUGCUGGAAAGGGAGGCAUCACAGGACCCACAGGGUUGAGUGCAGCCCUUAGCUUGCAGCUCGAACGCCUAAUUAAUUCUGGCCCUGUUGUGCUUUUUAUGAAGGGACAGCCAGAUGAGCCCAGGUGUGGCUUCAGUGGGAAGGUAGUAGAAAUUCUUAAACAAGAGAAGGUUGAUUUUGAAAGUUUUGACAUACUUACUGAUGAUGAAGUCCGUCAAGGGCUUAAAGUUUAUUCAAACUGGUCUAGUUAUCCUCAACUAUAUAUCAAGGGGGAGCUCAUUGGUGGAUCAGAUAUUGUAUUGGAGAUGCAAAAAAGUGGUGAACUUAGAAAGAUUUUAACUGAAAAAGGGAUUGUUCAAAAGGAAUCUCUUGAGGAUCGUUUGAAGAACUUGGUUUCGUCUUCACCUGUGAUGCUUUUCAUGAAGGGUACCCCUGAUGCUCCAAGAUGCGGUUUCAGUUCCAAGGUUGUGAAUGCUCUGAGGGGAGAAGGUAUCAGUUUUGGCUCUUUUGAUAUUCUAAGCGAUGAGGAAGUAAGACAGGAGCUAAAAGCCUUCUCUAACUGGCCAACUUACCCCCAGCUCUACUUCAAAGGUGAGUUGGUUGGCGGUUGUGAUAUUGUGAUGGAGCUGCAAAGCGACGGAGAACUGAAGAGUUCCCUGUCUGAAUAAUAAUUUGUGCUUUUUAGCAAAUAUUUCUCAGGUUGUUGUCAUAUGUGUCACCAGUGCCAUCUAUUUGACAUUAUAGCUUGGUAUAAUUUUUGAUCAAUAUUUGUCACUUUGGAGUUGGUUUUUAAGGUUACACCAAUGUGUUAAAACCUCCCAUAUUAUCAUAACCCAAAAUUUAUUGAGGAUGUUGGUGCAUGCUAAAA
Messenger RNA from Carica papaya (papaya), 1757 nucleotides. RefSeq names its product thioredoxin family protein (gene GRXS17). Gene Ontology annotation, cellular component: nucleus; cytosol. Lineage: Eukaryota; Viridiplantae; Streptophyta; Magnoliopsida; Brassicales; Caricaceae. Gene Ontology annotation, biological process: intracellular iron ion homeostasis. The record is from RefSeq and is a predicted model, not a curated record.